AUGAUGGAUCAAUAAAUUACAGUAUUUAAUGUGUUCUUUGCAUAAGUUGAUUUUAUUAGGAGUUUUACGUUUUAUAGAAAAUUGAGACAUGAAAAAAAAUAAAAGUUAGUAGCAGUUUGGAGAAGAGUCUUUUUAGCAACCUAUUUUAUAGGGAUAAUGAAAUCAUUUUAGAAUAGAGUGAAAAUUUUUGGGGCCAUUAGAUAAGAUGAUCAUAUGAAUAUGAUAGAAGAUGAAGUUUUUAAAUCAAACUAAGAAGAGAAGAAAACUUAUAUGUUUUAUCCAGAUGAAAAUUUUAAAACUUUCUGGAAUAUGCUAUUAAUCUUUUUAUUACUAGCUACAGCAGUUAUUACUCCAUUUAAAGUUUGUUUUGUAAAUAUUAUUAUAUUGAUUCUAGAUUGAUUCAGGUAAUGAAGGGUUUUGGUUUUGGAUUGAUAUAAUAUUUGAUGUAUUAUUUUUUGCAGAUAUUGUAAUAAAUUUUUUUAGUGCAUUUUUUGAUGAAGAAUAAAGAAUUAUUGAUGAUUAUUAGAUGAUAGCAAAAUAGUAUUUAACAGGAUGGUUUACAAUAGAUUUUAUAGCAGUUUUACCAAUCACAUAUUUUUUAGACGACAACACAGAUGCUCCAGCCUUAAGAUAUAAUAAAUUAUUAAGAUUAAUUAGGUUGCCAAGAUUGUAUCGAUUAGCAAGAUUAUUAAAAAUGUCAAAGACUAAUUUAAAUAUAAAGAAUAAAACUUAAACAGCCAGAAUCUUAUCCUAUUUUGGAAUAAAUGAAGGAAUAAUCAAAGGUUUAAUCUUGUUAGGUAAAAUCUUAUUAAUAAAUCACUUAAUUGCUUGCUUUUGGUAUUUUGUAGCCAAAUUUAAUAAUUUUGAAGGCAACACAUGGGUUGCUUAAGCAAAUUUGAAGGAUUCUUCACUAUAUAACUAAUAUAUUGCUUCUUUUGAAUGGAGCUUAUAAACUUUGACUACUGUUGGUUAUGGAGAUAUAAAGGCAACAACAAUUGAAGAAAGGGUAUUUGCUAUAAUUUGGAUGAUAUUUGGGACUGGAUUCUUUUCAUAUACAUUAGGAAAGUUGUCUUCAAUUUUGGAGAAUGUAGAUAAAAAAUGGGUAGAUUUUGAGAGGAGAAUGCAUUUAUUUAAUGAUUUUUCUGUUCGAGUUAAAUUACCAUAUGCUUUGAAAUGCAAAGUACAUAAAUAUUAUAGAAAUAAUUAUCUAAAGAAUGUAUAUACAUCAUUAGAUCCAAAAAAAUUAAUCUAAGAAUUACCAUCCUAGUUACGUAAUGAAUUACUGAUGAUUUGUUAUAAAUAUUUAAUAGAUAGUGUAUCCUUAUUGAAAAUAGAUAAUAAUUUUACAGCUACAAUUUUGCCACAUCUUAAUUUUCUCGAAGUUCAUCCAGGAGAGAUUAUAUAUAGAGAGGAUGAUCCACCAACAGAUAUUUAUUUCAUAGAAAAAGGAAAAGUGAAUUUUGUUACUCAUGAUAAAUAUACAUUAAUAACAUUAUUAGAAGCUUCAUUUUUUGGUGAGAUUGAAGCAUUUGAAGAUAUCAACAGAGAAUAUUUUGCUAUAGCUAAAGAACCUACCAAUUUGUAACAAAAUAUUAAUAUUUAGAUUCUUUUGUUCUUAUGAAAAUUUUAGAAAUUUACUAAAGGAAUUUCCAACAGUGGCAUCUGAAGUUAAGUUGAUAUAUGAUAAAAGGAAAUAAAAAUACAAAACUUGUCUCUAUAUGAUUGAAUUGUAGAGGAAGAGAAACUCAGGAUCAGAAUCAAAAGAUGUAAACAAUCAAUUAAUCUUGUCUUAGGAAUUAUAAAAUAGCACUUAAUAUUAUCUUGGAUUGAUUGCACAAUAUGAGGAGGAACAAAAUAAAUUAAAUGUUAAAAAAGGAUUGAUUUCAAAAAACAAAUAAAGUGUUUUAGACCAAUUUUCUUUCAAAAAGAAACAAGAAAAAAUGUCAGUAUUUUAAACACUUAAGUGA
Paramecium pentaurelia is the source of this 1967-nucleotide messenger RNA. The record is from the annotation of a GenBank genome assembly. NCBI's taxonomy places the organism in Eukaryota, Ciliophora, Oligohymenophorea, Peniculida, Parameciidae.